Molecule: messenger RNA, 1148 nt
Organism: Dimorphilus gyrociliatus
Lineage: Eukaryota; Metazoa; Annelida; Polychaeta; Dinophilidae
Source: the annotation of a GenBank genome assembly
AGAAUUAGUCAUCAUCCAUUUAUAAAAUAAAAAAACUCCUUCCUUCAAUCAGUAUAAGCAGCCCGUCACGUUAUUUGCGUAUUUGUGUGGAUAAACCAUUAGCUGAAAAGCAAAUCUUACUCUUACCAAAAGAUGGCAGUCCAACCAUUAAACAUCCUUGACCCUUCUGAUAAAUUCAGACCAGAGAAAGACGAGAGUCUAUUCCGAGACUACACAAAUGACAACAGUUACUUCGAUAGAGUCAAAAGGGUUUAUUAUUCAAUGCAUACAACCCAAACGCUCCAAUUCGCCACUGAAAAAUUGCAAUUUUGGAGUAAACUAAAUAAAGCUCAAUUGCCAAUACUCCAGGCUCUAGAUUUGCUAAAUAAUCUUGUUGACGAUAGUGACCCAGACGUUGACAUUCCGAAUUCUGUUCAUGCCUUUCAAACAGCGGAAAGAAUCAGAGAAGUUCAUCCGGACAAACCUUGGUUUCAGCUAAUAGGCCUGAUACACGAUGUAGGAAAAGUACUAGCCCUCUGGGGAGAACCUCAAUAUUCUGUGGUCGGAGAUACAUUUCCUCUAGGGUGUGCCUUCUCCGAUAAAAUUGUCUUCGGGACCGAUAGCUUCAAAGAUAAUCCGGAUUUAAAUCAUUCAGUUUACAGGGAAAAACUAGGAAUCUAUAAAGAGAACUGUGGCUUAUCAAAUGUAAUUAUGUCUUGGGGGCAUGAUGAAUAUCUGUAUCGAGUACUACUACAAAAUGGAUCAAAACUACCGAAUGAAGCACUGCAAAUUAUAAGAUUUCACUCAUUUUAUCCGUGGCAUACGGAGGGUGAAUAUAUGCAUUUGUGCGAUGAGUCUGACAAACAUAGCCUAGAAUGGGUUAAAGAAUUCAAUAAAUUUGACCUCUACUCAAAGUCCGACGAAGUUCCUAAAGUUGAAGAAAUAAAACCAUAUUACGAAAGUUUGAUAAAAGAGUAUCUACCUCCAAUAUUGCGUUGGUAAAAGGAUCAAAUAUAUAGCUAGAAUAAUAUUCAGAAACAUUUUAAUAUGUAGUACAGCUAUAUUAUUAAAUAUCAUAUAUAAAUACAUAGCUAACUCAUUAAUAAGCUAUUCCUUUAAUUAUUGCAACACAUUGGUCCCUUUUGAAUAAAAAUCAACUGAAAGACUUA